AUGGAUGCCAAGGACAUUUUGGGCUUGCCCAAAACCGCGCAUCCCUUAUCCCAGGAGAAGAAAUCUCGGCCCCCGAAGGAAUCUCAGCGAAAACCAGAUGGCAUUUCGCGCGAGGUGUAUGCGCUUAUAGGUGGCGUGCCACCUCUUAUGCCUGCAGUGGAGACAUCGCAGCUGAAAAAACGGCCACCAACCGAUGAGAAGAUCACUUGGCAGUGGCUUCCGUUUACAAGUACUGCUCGGAAAGAUAAUUUACAGCUUUACCACUGGGUUAGAGUUGUAAAUGGUGUCCCACCUACAGGUGACUACUCCUUUGCCAAGUAUAACAAGUCCGUGGAUGUUGUCAAAUACACAGAUGAUGAGUAUGAGAAGUAUUUGACUGAUCCUAUUUGGACGAAGGAGGAGACGGAUCAAUUGUUUGACAUGUGUCAGCGGUUUGAUCUCCGCUUCAUUGUGAUAGCAGACAGGUUCCCGUCAUCUCGUACUGUGGAGGAAUUGAAGGAUCGCUAUUACAGUGUAUCUCGAGCUAUAUUAAUGGCUAGAGCGGCAUCCCCUGCAGAUGUUUCAGGGCAUCCUAUUGUUAAGGAACCUUAUAAAGUUGCACAAGAGAGAGAGCGCAAGCGAGCACUAUCCAUGGUCCUAUCUCAAACAAAGCACCAAGAGAGAAAAGAUGCUGAGGUUCUUGCUGAAGCCAAAAGAAUAGCUGAGGCACGCAUGGUUGCUAGGAGUGCUAAAGAGUUGGAGUUGCCUGUCACAUUGAAUGAUGGCCUUGAAAAUAAUGAGAGGGCUCUCGUUCCUGGCGAGACUGUAUCACCUUCAUCCAACUCUCAGUUCCCCUCUGGAACAGUUGCACCUUCAACUUUGAUGGCAGAGAAUGCCUCUACUUUAGGUUCUCUCAAAAUGCUCCGGGUGUAUCUUAGAACAUAUGCGCUUGACCAAAUGAUCCAAGCCGCAAGCUCAUCUGCUGGACUUCGGACUAUCAAGCGGGUUGAGCAAAGUUUGCAAGAACUUGGGGUUAAUUUAAAGCCAAGAGUUCCAACUAAAGCUGUUUGUUCACAUCAUCUUGAAUUAAGAAAAGAAAUACUGACGCUACUGAAUCUUCAGAAACAGUUACAAUAUAAGGAGGCAGAAGGCUCAUCUUAUCGUGAUAGUCCGUACGAAACCCCAGGCACACCCAAGGAUCGCACAUUUGUUCCGGACUCGAUGAGUUUCGGAGGGGAAAGAGUUGUUAAACGAGAUCAGAAACGAAAGGCCCCUGGCAGGGCAGAAGCUCCUUCAUCACCUGCUCAGUCUAAAAGGCCUAGAAAGUUAAAGGCAUCGGAUCUCUUGUCCGACAUGAAGCCAUUAGCAGUGAUUGGCGAUGCAGAUUCACAGAUUCCUCUAUGA
Prunus armeniaca (apricot) is the source of this 1383-nucleotide messenger RNA. NCBI's taxonomy places the organism in Eukaryota, Viridiplantae, Streptophyta, Magnoliopsida, Rosales, Rosaceae. The record is from the annotation of a GenBank genome assembly.